AUGGAAGAAGUAAACUAUCAACGUUUGGUAGAGUAUCUUACUAUACGAGAAGGUAUAUUAUAUAGAAAAAAUAAAAAAGAGCCAGAAAACCCUUUGAGGGAAGUACAAGAAAAGGAGGUUGAAAUUAUUUUAGAAGCAACACAUAGAAACGCUAUUGGAGAACAUUUAGGAGAAAAAACAAUGAUACAAAAGAUCUCUAAAAGUUAUUUGAUCAAGUUGGAAUUGACUUCGUCGGUCCAUUACCAAAGACCAAGAAGGGCCGAAUCUGUGGCUUCUUUUAUAGUAGAUGACAUUAUUGGGAAACAUGGGUGCCCAAGGAAGUGA
Messenger RNA from Dentiscutata erythropus, 324 nucleotides. NCBI's taxonomy places the organism in Eukaryota, Fungi, Glomeromycota, Glomeromycetes, Diversisporales, Gigasporaceae. The record is from the annotation of a GenBank genome assembly.